ACGUACCACACCCUUUCUCUUUCCCGCCCGCCUUUCGUAGCUUCGUAAGCUAAGUUACCUUAGCUGUACCUUACCUUACCUACCUAGGUAUCUACCUACUGACCUUAGGUACCUCGAUCCCGAGUCAUCCGUUGACCACGAGGUCUGCAAAAAGAAACAAAUCCCCAACGACGUCCCCUCAUUGACAUCAAACAACCGCUGCGACGGCCUCAAUUGCUCGACGGAUCAUCCCCGUCAACUAUAUGGAGACGGGUCGAGUUGCGUUGGUUGUUGGGUGAAGAGCCUCGUGCUGGCGCUGGCCGCUGGGGGACGAAUUUAGUUCAGAAGCGGAUGCCGCCGAUCGAUCCGUGCCACACUUGCUUGUCGACUUGACCGACUGCCGACUGAUUUUGCCUCUAUACCAUCCAAACUUGCGACGCAGCUUCAACAAGGAAGGGAGGGCGAAGAAGAAACAAAAGCAAAGAAGAUAAGAAAACGCUCGAACUGCCAAGAAUAAGCCCACCAACCUAUCGAUACCCACCACCUCUACAUACCUACCUACCUUACCUACCUGUCUCCCUAGCUGAGCACGACAACAGACGAGAAUCAACAACACCCAAUACAAAACAAAACGAAAGGAAACCAUGCUCCAGUUCCUCUUCAUCGGUUUCCUCUUCGCCGGCGGCUACUUCCAUUACAUGUGGAAGGCCGAGGCGGCCAUUGGUGUGCCCUGGGAACCAGACCUCGGAUCCCGCCAGUUCGCUCAACGGCCACUGCUCCCGCCCAUUGCAAACACCUUCAUAGACACUUAUGAGCUGCCCUUGUCUGCCAAAGGGCGUGACGUAGUCGACUCCAAAGGCCGCCGGUUCAAGCUCUCGUCGGUCAACUGGUACGGCGCCAGCGACGAGCUCUUCGUCCCCAGCGGCCUCGACAUGCAACACCGCGACGUCAUCGCCCAGACCAUCCGCCGCAUGGGCUUCAACUCGGUCCGCCUGCCCUACGCCGACGAGAUGGUCAUCGCCAACCCGCCCAUACUCCCCCACCUCGUCUCGCAGAACCCGGACCUGAUCGGCCGCCGCGCCCUCGACGUCUUUGAGGCCGUCGUCACGGCGCUCACCGACGCCGGCAUCGCCGUCAUCAUCAACAACCACAUCACCCACGCCACCUGGUGCUGCGGCGCCGACCCCUGCGACGCCGGCUGGGCCAACGAUCAUCUCGGCCCGCUGUGCCGCGUCUCCCAGACCGAGGACGACUGGAUCGCCCACUGGGAGACGGUCAUGUCCCGCUUCACCGAGAACCCGCGCGUCAUCGGCGCCGAUCUCCGCAACGAGGUCCGCGGCGUCUGGGGCACCAUGACCUGGGACCGUUGGGCCACCGCCGCGGAGCGCUGCGCGAACCGUCUGCUCAAGAUGAAUAGCGACUGGCUCAUGAUCGUUGGCGGCACCGAGUCCGGCAACGACCUGCGCGGCGCCCGCGACCGCCCAGUCCGCCUUGACGUUGACGACCGGGUCGUCUACUCGGCCCACGUCUACGCCUGGUCUGGUUGGGGCUCGCGCGAGGGCCGCUACAGCAAGCGGCCCUACCCUUCCUUUGUCGCCUCGAUGCGCGAGAACUGGGCCUACCUGGUCGAGGGCGACGUCGCCCCCGUCUGGGUCGGCGAGUUUGGCGCACCCGCGCACCCCAGCGUCGGCGACGCAAACUACUGGCAGAAUCUGAUGCGCUACCUCAAGGCCAUCGACGCGGACUUUGGAUACUGGGCCAUCAACCCGCGUAAGCCCAAGGACGACGCAAAGGAGACGUACUCUUUGGUCGAGGAUGACUGGGUCACUCCGAUACUAGAUUAUAGGAUGAAGGACAUGACGGAAUUGAUGCGGGCGUAACUUUCUUUUUUGAAUUCUCUUUUUGAUUUUCCAUAUAUCGCGUUGUAUCAUAGAACACGAUUUAUCAAGUGUCUCUUUUCUUGAAUACGGAAAAAAUAUAGGUCAACAUGUAGACAGGCGUUGGGUUUACGCAGUAUAUCCCGGCUAGUACUGGUGGUCGAUCUGGCUCCGCAGCAGAAAGAAGUACUGAAUCAUAUACACAUGAAUGGUAUCCGGAUGAGAUUUACCCGUCAGAGUCUACAAUCAUCUUUCAUUUCUUCUAUUCUCUCUAGGCUAUUAAAAUCCUGCUCAGAUGCCACCAUUCUCCCAUACAUAUAUUAUCCCUCAAUCGUACAAGCCCUCAUCAUCGC
This is a messenger RNA of Pyricularia oryzae 70-15, 2209 nucleotides long. Its product is annotated as endoglucanase E1. The transcript has a single exon. The record is from RefSeq and is a predicted model, not a curated record. NCBI's taxonomy places the organism in Eukaryota, Fungi, Ascomycota, Sordariomycetes, Magnaporthales, Pyriculariaceae. Gene Ontology annotation, molecular function: hydrolase activity, hydrolyzing O-glycosyl compounds. The coding region runs from base 624 to 1859 and encodes 411 amino acids.